Molecule: messenger RNA, 6867 nt
Organism: Gasterosteus aculeatus aculeatus (three-spined stickleback)
Lineage: Eukaryota; Metazoa; Chordata; Actinopteri; Perciformes; Gasterosteidae
Gene: arid2
Product: AT-rich interactive domain 2
Biological process (GO): regulation of DNA-templated transcription
Cellular component (GO): SWI/SNF superfamily-type complex
Molecular function (GO): DNA binding
Source: RefSeq, a predicted model, not a curated record
CGCAGAGGGCGCUGCGCGCAUGGCAGUCCGGGCUCCUCGGCCUUCUCAUCUUUUUGUCUGAGAACUGCAUCCCUCUGCCGCUCCACAGUGUGCGAUAGCCUCCGAGCCGCGUCCGCAACACACUGUCAAACCACUCCAAACGAACACGACCGCGACCCAAAGCAUUCAUCCUACACACGCCGCCGCGGCGCCUCCGCUCUGCCGGUGGAUCGGCCGCGUUUCUGACUGUUCGUCGGAACUUAGUCCGCGGGUGAAUCGGGCUGGCUUUCUGUGUGCAUCAGUCUUUAUUAGCGAGCUGCCGCUCUUCUUGCUAUCAGCUAUUUCUUUAACUUUUUAAACAGUCAGCUUCGCGAAUGACUGAGCGCCGGCGGACUAUGGGAUCCUUGGUGUCUUAAGAAGCGUCCGAAGUGGGGUUUAAUCGUUUUUGCAUGCAAAAACAAUGGCAAGUUCGACGGGGAAAAAUCUACUAGAUCAGCGAAGGAAAGGACAGGCUUUCCUGGACGAGCUGCGGCAAUUUCACCAAAGCAGAGGGUCGCCGUUCAGGAAGAUUCCCGUGGCGGGUGGGAAAGAGCUGGACCUGAAUGCUCUCUAUGUCAGAGUCGUCUCUUUAGGUGGAUUCGCGAAGGUCUCUGACAAAAACCAAUGGGUCGAACUCGGGGACGAGUUCCACUUUCCGAGGAGUUGUUCGAACGCUGCAUUUGCUUUAAAACAGUACUACCUUCGAUACCUGGAGAAGUAUGAGAAAGUCCACCACUUCGGCGAGGACGACGAGGAGGCGCAGCCGGGGAAUCCCAAAGCCUCUCUGCCGAUCGGCGCGAUACCCAGCUCCUACAACUACCAGCAGCACGUCGUAUCAGACUAUCUCCGCCAAAGCUAUGGACUGUCUUCGGACUUCGUUCCGCCGUGCGACUACAACAAACUGGUGCUGUCCCUCCUCUCGGGUCUACCCAACGAAGUGGACUUCGCCGUCAACGUUUGCACUCUGCUGUCCAACGAGAGCAAGCACGCCAUGCAGCUGGACAAGGAUCCCAAGCUGGUCACGCUGCUGCUGGCCCACGCCGGCGUCUUCGACGACUCGCUGGGCAGCUUCUCCGGGGUGUUCGGGACGGACUGGAAAGAGAAAAGCUCUCGGGACUUUGUCCGGUUCUGGAAGGAGGUGGUGGAGGACGUCGAAGUCCGCGAGCUGAUUUGGGACAAGAACAGCCCAGCAAAAGUUCUGUUCGCAGAUGGUACGUCGAGCGAGGAGCGCUGGCAAAGCCUCUUCCACCCGCCGCGGAACCAGGGCAUCGGCGACAUGGAGGCCCAGCGGGUGCUGCAGAUUGCCGUUAUCCUGCGGAACCUCUCCUUCGAGGAGGCCAACGUCAAGCUGCUGGCGGCCAACCGAACGUGCCUGCGCUUCCUUUUGCUCUGUGCGCACUGUAACCUCAUCUCACUCCGACAGCUUGGACUCGACACGUUGGGCAACGUGGCUGCUGAGCUUCAGCUGGAUCCCGUUGACUUUCGGACGACUCAUCUGAUCUUUCACACCAUCACCAAAUGUUUGAUGUCCAGGGACAGGUUUCUCAAAAUGAGGGCCAUGGAAAUCCUGGGCAACCUCAGCAAGGCGGAGGACAACGGCGUGCUCAUCUGCGAGUACGUGGACCAGGACUCGUACAGGGAGGUGAUAAUGCUCCUCACGCUGCCCGACCUCAUGCUCCUCAUGGCCUCCUUGGAGGUGCUCUACCUGCUGGCCCAGCUCGGAGACAUCCCCUGCAGCAAGAUGGCGUCCGUCGACCGCAGCAUAGAUCUCUUGGUGCGGCUGGUGUCGGUUGACCUCCAUACGUUUGGACCCGACGCCCUGACGGCGGUGCGACUAAUCGAGCAUCAGGCCAGCGCUGACCAGGCAGCAGAGGUUCGACCACAGCUGGUAGAGCAGGUGCCUGCAGCCGUGCAGGGAGCAGCGGCGCCUGUAACGAGGGUACCGGUUCAAUCCACCCAACCCCCAGCUGGUAUUGUGGAACUUGACGGGGAAAAAUUUACACUGCAAUGGUUAAACGCUCACUUUGAGACGAACGCAGAGGGCUCUGUAUCUCGAUCAGAAAUGUACUCCGAGUACCUGGCCACGUGUAGUAAAAUGGGACGAAGCAACAUCUUGAACUCCACAGGCUUCCUUAAAUGCCUGCGCACCGUGUUUCCAAGCCACACAAUGCGGCGGCAAGAGGAGGCCAAGGCCAACGGCCAGGUUCAUAUUCUCCUGGUCGGGCUGAGGCGCAGGGCGAUCCCUCUGCCCAUCCAGCUGUACUACCAGCAGCAGAGCGCGGCAGCGGCACAAACACCAGCAGCCCGGCUCGAAGCUCCUGGCGACCCUCCGGCCCCGCCUCCAGGCUUACCUCUCGGGCCUCCAAGUCUUGGACCCCAGUUUGUCCGGGUGAUGGGCCACGGCCUCAGCGCCACUGGUGCCGCCCCCCCCUCGGCCUCGACUGCACAGGAGCCCCCUCAUGUGAGCCACCCGACUGUUUCCCGUCACCCAGUGGCCAUGCAGGCAUCUCUGCAGCUGCCACCAAAUCCUCUGGCAGCACUGCAGCAGCAGCCGGGCCGACCCGGUCCGGUGGUCCAGAUCGCCGCGUCGGCUCCGGCCGCCCAGAACCCGGCCGCUCAGCAGCACUCCCCCAUGCUCCCCACUGGGCCGCCCGUCACGCUAUUCCAGCAGGUACCACAGGGCCACAUCCUCACCGCCCGCGUACACGGCGUGUGCCCUCCCAUCACCCAGCACCUGGCCGGCCCUCAAGGUGGAGCUCUCCAGGCGGAGCCGCCAUGUGCUGCAUCGACACCCUCCUCUUCCAUCCACGUGGGGGCUGGUCACACGUUUAGCAUCGCGGGCGUGACCAACUCCCAGGGCUCGCGCGGCGCAUUUCAGAAUAUUGCGCCCAAGCCCGCGCCAAGCCACCUGGGUGCACCAGCAGCCACGAUAGCCCCACCCAACCAGCUGCCUCAGCCACCACAGCAGUCGCAGAGUCUCGUAAUAGUCGGCCCCAACCCCCAGCAGAACCCGGCCUACGCCCCUGCCAUGCACCAGAUAGUUCUCGCCAACCCCUCAGCCAUCCCCGGCCCCCAGACUAUCCAGAUUGCGGGGCAUCCCGGAGCUGCUUCCAGCCCCUGCCCGCCCCCCGCUUCUCAUUCUAACACCCAGGUCCAGGCCAAUCAAACCGUCAGCCACGCACUGUCUAUGAAACGGCACCAACAGCAGCUCCAGCUUAUGUCGCAAACUCCCCCCUCUCAGCCUACCUCCACCGAGUCCAGCUUGAUCAAACAGCUACUGCUUCCAAAGCGAGGGCCUUCUACUCCGGGAGGAAAACUCAUCCUACCCGCCCCACAGGUGCCCCCUCCAAACAGCACGAUGGCGUCUAGCCCACAGGUCAUCUACCAGACGAGCUACAGCACCCAGAAUCCAUCUCCUCAGCCUCAGCAGCUCAAUGUCCAACUGGUUCCUGGUCAGCUUCCCGCUGCUGGAGCCCCCACCCUGCAGACGGUGCAGCUCCUGCCAGGGCAGCUCAUUUCCACAGGUAGCCCGGGGGCAGCUACAAUCAUCCAGGGCCCCACGUCAGCUGGAGUCACAUUCACCGUAGUCCCCACCACUGGCUUCACCACCUCGACCGCUGCGGUCAGCACGGGUGCUGUGGCUCCGGGGGUCCCCCCUCCUCCGUUCUUGGCUGCAUCAGUGCCCCAUGACGCGCCUGCGUCCCCGACACCGCCACCACUGCCAGCUCCCCUCCGAGGAGACAAGAUCAUCUGUCAAAAGGAGGAGGAGGCCAAGGACGCCACGGGGCUGCACAUCCACGAGAGGAAGAUCGAGGUGAUGGAGAACUCGUCUUUGGCGGAAGGAGACUCGAACGGCAAACCCAGUAAUGGAGAUGUUGCCGCGGGGGCCAAGCUGCUGAACGGUGGCAAGUGCAUGGAGUCUAAUCUACCUCCAUACAACUCAGGGAAGAGCCAGGGGGGCCUCAAUGGCCCGGCUACCGAGGGCCACCCUGCUAAUGGGAAGCAGGCCCUUUCCUCCAUCCCGAACACUCCUCUGGAGGGCAACCCGGACCCCAAAAAGACUCUGGUCAACGGGGUGUGUGACUUUGAUCGCAGCGACAGUGGCGGCAAUUUAAACAAAAACAUUCCCAAUCACAUUGCUUCCAAACAGUACUUGGGGAACGGGGACGUGGGCCCUUCUGAGAAGAGUCGCGGGUCGGACCUCCCUCUUCCCAGUCCUCCUCUCCCUCAGCCGGACACUUCCAAAGCGCAGCAAGCCGAGCGCCUGGUGAACGGGCCCCAGGCGGCGGGCAACAGGCCUCCUUCGGAAUUAACCAACGGACCUUUGGUGCCGGGCCACGGCGUGCCUGCGCUAAGACAGCAACCGCUCCCCAACUCCACCCUGCCCUCCACUGUUACAGUUAAUUCCGCCGGCGCUCCCGCAAACGGCGUGGCCUGCGAGGCUCGGGGUCUCAAGAGGCCGGCAGAAAGCGAGGAGCGCGGCGGGGCGGCGCCCUCGGGCAUCCCCAACAAAGUGGGAGUGCGGAUCAUCACCAUCAGCGACCCCAACAACGCCGGCAGCAGCGCCACCAUGGUGGCGGUGCCGGCGGGAACGGACCCAAGCACAGUAGCCAAAGUAGCAAUCGAGAACGCCACUCAGCAGAGGAACUGCUUGCCCACGAUGGCACCCGGCUCCACGCCUACAGUAACCCCGCCCCCCGGUAACCACAGCCCGCACCUCUCAGCACAGCAGGGCCCCGCAGCGCCGCCGGAGCAGAGCAGGAAGGCGGGGCAGAACUUCAAGUGUUUGUGGCAGUCCUGUAAACGGUGGUUCGAAACGCCGUCGCGGGUCUUUUACCACGCGGCGACGCAACACGGUGGGAAAGGCUUGUACGGCGGCCAUUGCCAAUGGGAGGGGUGUGAACCUUUUCCCCGGCAGAGACUGUCCUUCAUCACGCAUCUGCAGGACAAGCACUGUUCUCGAGAGGCUUUGCUGGCUGGACUCAAGCUAGAGGAGCAGCAGGCGCAAAGUCCCAAUCAGACUUCUUCCCAGACUCCGCCGACGGCAGGCAGCACUCCGACACCGCGAGCACCAAAAGCAAUCGUGAACCACCCGAGCGCGGCCCUCAUGGCGCUCCGCAGAGGCUCUAGGAACCUGGUCUUCAGGGACUUCACUGAUGACAAAGAGGGACCAGUGACCAAACACAUACGACUAACUGCUGCCUUAACGUUGAAGAACAUCGCCAAGCACUCUGACUGUGGUCGCAUGUUGGUAAAGAGGCAUGAGACGCACCUCUCCGUGCUGGCGCUGAGUAACAUGGAGGUCUCCACCACGCUCGCAAAAUGCCUUUACGAACUGACGCGCUCGCUCCAGGCUUAAGCGCUUAAAAGAAAAGACACCCGUGUCACCACUCGUCCACCGAGACGAGAGGAGGAUGCCACCGUUGGUGAGCCGUAGCGGGUCUGCAGGGCGGGAAGUGGGGGGGGGGGACUGGAACCAAGACCCUCCUUCUGCCACGCCUCUCAUCCCUCACCUCCUUCCUCGCCAACCUGUGUUCUAACCCCACCCGCCGGCCCCAAAACCCACCCACACUCACAAAGAAACUGCCACGGGGGUCUUCCACCAGCUGUCCACCGGGGAGGGGGGGGGGGUUGCCACUUUCAAACUGCUUCCCCGUGGGACUCCACCAACAAAACCCCAAACAUGAGCACAUCUUGUUUUAAGUUAAUUUGUUCUUGUUCCUGUAAACUGAUGUGUGCGUUGGAGUGAGUGGCGGUCGACUGAAGGGUACGGAUGGGUGGGGGUCGGUUGGUUGGUGUCCCACAGAGAUGGGCGGAGGAGGACUCAGCCGGCAACUGGCACAGAUGAUUUCUUCUUUCUUUCUUUUUUUCCCUUAGAAAACUUGGUAGCUCGGUUUUCUUACUUGAGUCUAUAUAUUUUCACUUAUUUAUUAUUGAAAUGAAUACCAUUACAAUUAAUGAAAAAGAAUCCUGUAAAUAUGUUGUGAAUAUAUAUAAAGAAGAUCCUCUUUCAUGCCGAUGCAGCCACUGGAGAACUUGCUCUGUGGAGUAAUAGAAGCAUUACUUUGGUAGAAUUGAAUAAAGUAGUAUGUUUUCGUUUGUUGCUUUUUUUAUGAUCCCUGGUCACUUGUAUCUAAUGUGAUUCUAUACUCAGCAGUGGAUGAAUGUACUUAAACCUGUAAAUAAUUCUGCAAAGGUACUGAUGCUGUAAAGCUUAGGAGGGGGUAAAAACAGUUUUUUGUGGAACUGUGACAUUUUUUGUAUUAUAAUACCUUGUAGAACUCGUUUUGCUGGCUGAAAGAGUAUGGAAUAAUAUAUCCUGUCAUUUUGUAGAAGAAAAAAAUAUUGAAGGUAUUCUCUUCCCUUCCCUCACGCGCCUUCCCCUCAACACGCACACACACAAGUAACAUAUAUCCACUGUAACCGUUUUGUCAUUGUACGGGCCACAGUGCGCGCACCAAAAUUUUUUUGUAUUUGUAAAUUGGUUUAAAUACAUGGAGUUUUUAUACAGGUUUUCUCCUGUGUUAUUUGCUUUACGUGCAGGUAUGAUAUUUUCUUCACUACUUUUUUCUAUCUUAAUAUAGUGUGGAGUUUUAUUGUACUAUUUUUUCAUUCUUAAUACCAUGCCACAUUCCGGCUCACGUCCUCAGACUGUCCUCUCUACCGUGUGUUGUGUAACAUUUAUGACUGCCUGUCGUAUUCGCAUCUGACCGGGGCGACCCAACCAUCCUCAUUUCUGCAGCGUCAGUAGGAUGUGUGACUAUACAUAGACCCAACAGUCUGUUAGAGAUUGGCUUUAUUUACUUUGGUGACUGUUUAUAGUUUUUAAAUAAAACACUGAACAUUUUG